AUGAAGAGGCGAGCCUUUGAGGCGAAUUACCCACGUACGUGGCCUCGCCUCAGACUACCCUGUAGUGUCAGGGGGGCGGAGGGCACCGGGAGGUGCGUAAUUCCGCCCAGCUUAGGUCGUUUUAAUAAAACCCUUUACCUUUCAGUAAAGAUAGGACUAUGCCUUAAUGAUACCGAAGGUAUCACCACUUACGUACAGCCUCUGAGGAUUCGAGUAAUCAAACCCGACUCCUGCAGGCCCAUGAAAGCCCGUAGCAAAGAAGAAGCAAGUACCAAAUGCCCCGUCGGCUAUAGUGAAGGUUGCGUUAUAGUACUCGUAGACCUGAACCCCAACCAGGUAACUGUAGCGCCGGAGGAAAGCAAGAGAAUGGUGUUAAGCAAAGGGAGUUCCCACGGGUUGAUAGGUUCAAUACCUGCAGGAGGCCAAGCACAGCCUAGUUCAACAGUAGGUGCUAAUGCAGAAUCAAAGAAGGCCCAGAAUAUAGAGAAGAAGAAGCAGACUUCGGAAACAAUAAACAGAAUGAUCCCCAUAGUUAGGCCACUAGUUAGAGUAGUGAUCACUCCAAUGCUUAAUAAGAGUGGUCCGAUGGCUACCCCAUGGAAGCUCAUUACCCCUGAUAGAGUAGUAGUUAGAAGGGCCAAGGAGGCGCAUAAGGGCCAAGGCGAAGAUUCCAAGAAUCCUAAGGCUCUAGCUCAGAGAGCAAUCUGGUUCAAGGCCAAUCUCCCUUCCUCUGCCCGCGGAUCGGCUUGA
Messenger RNA from Acaulospora morrowiae, 750 nucleotides. The record is from the annotation of a GenBank genome assembly. NCBI's taxonomy places the organism in Eukaryota, Fungi, Glomeromycota, Glomeromycetes, Diversisporales, Acaulosporaceae.